GUAGAAGUGCCUCCUCGCCUGCGUCGAAACUAGAAGAAUCACUAUUUUCGCCGUCUGACCCAUCACUGGAGCAUGCGCCAUCAUUUCUAGAGGACUUUGACUCAGUUCCGCUAAAGGCGAACGCUCUUACUUACGCACUACUGAAUCGAGAGAAUGAGGUUCCUGUCAGGAAUCAAGUCGAAGUACCGUCCUACGGCCAAUAUUCCGCAUCUCUAGUAGAAACAAAACUCCCUAGUCAUGGCUCCUCACCUACCAUGGAUGUCAAAUCGCUCAAAGAACCGAUAUCAAGCCGAACGUUGUCCAAAAAAGAACAGAUCAUCUUGCUAAAGGCCUCGAGAAUCAACGGCUUUGUUUUCCCUCCUUGGAAAGAGCCACCCGUUCCGUCCGAGUUUCACCUCGAGUAUCAGGCUGAACCCUUCCUGGACGUCGUGGAAUUGAAAUUUUCUUCACAUCAGAUGGAGCAUUUCCAAUCCUGGGCACGCGCCAAGGAUGCACUUCCGCCUCCGUCCUGGUUUCCUGGCGAUCGAAAAGAUCUGGUUCCAACUAUGCGGGCUAGUCGUUCCGUAGAUCUUGUUCAAGAUGCUGCCACGGACUGCUCGGUAGUCGCCAGCUUAUGCGCGGGCAUAGCAAGGACAGAACGGGGCCAUGAUUCGGUAUUCUACCAAACAAUAUGGCCUCACGACCAGCCGAGUAAAAGGCCUACAAUCUCUCCAAACGGGAAAUACGUCGUUCGCCUGAAUUUUAACGGCUGCUGGAGAAAAGUGAUUAUUGACGACCGACUUCCACUGUCAAAAACAAACCGAACCUUACAUGUGGUGGACCGGAAGAACUGUGGACUCUUGUGGCCCGCACUCCUUGAAAAGGCUUACCUCAAAGUAAGGGGGGGCUAUGAUUUUCCUGGAAGCAAUUCUUGUAGUGACCUGUGGGCAUUGACUGGAUGGAUCCCCGAGCAGAUCUAUCUGCAAGAAGGCGAUCUCGUCCCAAGCCAGCUAUGGACACGUCUUUACGCCGCCUUCCUUUAUGGCGACGUGCUCGUUACAUUGGGCACUGGCAAAAUGACACAUCGAGCAGAACGAGAACUAGGCUUAGAAGGCCAGCACAGCUACGUUAUUCUCGACAUGAAGGAGACUGACGAAGAGAAAGCCUUGCUGGUUAAGAAUCCUUGGCUUGAUGGGAAAGGCUGGAGAGGCCGUCGCCCGUCACUAGACUUUUUAAUGGAAGAUUCGUCACUAAAUAGGACUUAUCCAAGGUCAAAGGAAGCAACAAAAUCAAACGCAAAGCACAAUCCCUAUCCCUCAACGUUCUGGAUUGGCUUGGAUAGUGUGGUACAGCAUUUUGAGAGCUUGUACUUGAACUGGAAUACAGGUCUCUUCAGCCACCGACAGGAUAUCCAUUUCUCAUGGGACCUGCUGGAACGCUCCACUGCCUCUGGCAGUGUCGCAGACCAUCCUCAAUUUUCCUUUACUUCUGAUGUUGGUGGGGUAGUCUGGCUAGUUCUGAGUCGCCAUUUCCGAGACACACCUGUAGAUGCGCAUAAUCAGUCGGACGCGUUCAACGAUGGAACGGUCCGCUCUGGUCGGGACAAGGCCACCGAUGACGACCCUUUGAAGGGCUACAUGAACAUCUAUAUUUACGAUCGACAAGGCCUGCGCGUGUUUGUCAAGGACAAUUACUUCGAAAGAGGUCAAUACGUCAACACACCGCAAAGCCUACUCCGCUGGCAAUGCCAGCCAAACUCUACCUACACCUUAGUGAUAGACCAGGAAGAUUUACUGCCGUCGCUCUAUACCUUUACGCUUUCGGCGUUUUCGAGCUCUACCAUGACACUCGAGCAGGCCCGGAAGAAGUACCCACUCGAGAAAAGGAUAUCCGGCAGGUGGACAAGUGAAACGGCCGGAGGAAACACACACUCCACGAAGUACUUUGACAACCCACAGUACAGUCUGACGAUCGGACAUCACACUCCCUUAGCCAUUCUGAUCCAGACGCGUGACGGGCGUCAUCCUGUUCAUGUGAAGUUAGUCCAUGGGCACGGAAAGCGGAUUCACAGCAUUCAAAGCCGAAACAUUCUCGCAGAUUCUGGAGAGCAUUGCAACGGUUGUGCUCUGGCCGAAGUACAUGACGUUCCUCCAGGAACGUACACGAUCAUCUGCUCAAUGUUCGAAGCCGACCAAACCGAGGAGUUCUCAUUGACCGUAUACAGCGGGUCUAAAUGUGUCAUCCAACCUAUACCUCGGGACGGUGCUGGGAUGGUGCCAACGAGGUUGACCGAUGCUUGCUUCAAUAGCUUGGUCAACAAGGUAGCAGCUCCUCUUGUACCUCGCAGAAUCGCAGCCAUCACAGUUAUCGUCAAGUUUAUCUAUGCUCGAACGCCCAAUACGACGUUGGCGCUGGGGAAAGACGUGAAGAAUCGAAACCCGCUGCGGGUAUUGAUCGAAACCGGUAGAGGGCCACAGAAGGUACUGCUUGCAAGCAGUGACAACGGCGAGUUUAGUGAUGCUGGGACGAUCAGAAUACAGCGUGUAGACUUGCGACCGGAGAUGCUGUACGACGGAGAUAUCUGGUUGGUUUUAGAAAGGCUCACCAGUCCUGGCAGUGCUAUCGAAGAAGGGUUCACUGUAGAGUUACUCGCGGAUGCACCUCAAGCGUUUUCGGCUGGGCUGUGGAGGAUUUGGGAUGAUUGAGAGUACUAGUACGCUUCCUUGCGUCUUAAAUACACCUUCAAAAUACAAACAAGAGCAAAGAACUUCGAAGAAAUGGUGUAUGAGCUCGCUAUAAUAUACCUUGAACACGAGUGCCAAGUGCCUACGAUUAUCUUAUACAGAACGAAACUCGACAGGUCCGCCGUUGUGAUCGGCAGAUAUCCUAAAUGCGCAGCAUUGGAACAAGAAAAAUAAAGAGAGACAUUGCGCUGCUAAGUCCUGCAUUAAAAAAAGAAAGC
Messenger RNA from Mytilinidion resinicola, 2941 nucleotides. Its product is annotated as cysteine proteinase. Lineage: Eukaryota; Fungi; Ascomycota; Dothideomycetes; Mytilinidiales; Mytilinidiaceae. Gene Ontology annotation, biological process: proteolysis. Bases 255 to 2684 code for a protein of 809 amino acids. The record is from RefSeq and is a predicted model, not a curated record. Gene Ontology annotation, molecular function: calcium-dependent cysteine-type endopeptidase activity. The transcript is spliced from 4 exons.